AUGGAAAACAACGAUAAUUAUCAACUUUCUACAUGGGGAAAUUUAUGGCAAUAUAUUGGAAUUGAGAGACAUGCUCAAUAUGGUUAUUAUUGGAUGAUGGGAUCUGCUAAGCUUAGUGAUUAUAAAGACUGGUGCCUUUAUUGGCUCGGACUAAAUAAUUUUGAACCUCCAUUAACAGGAGAAACGCCAGAAGAUUUUUAUGUUAGAAAGAUUUAUACUACUUCUUAUGAUUGUUUUAAUAGACCUAUUUGUGGCCCUCCUGAAAAUCAUAUUACUAUAGGAAUUAGAAAAGAAGUUCCUGUAGAAGGGGGUAAACAUCUUGAAUUGAUUGAAGGAAAUACAAGAGAGGCUAUUAACUUUGGUUCAUAUAAUUAUCUUGGAUUUGGUGGAAGACAUCCAAUUGUUACAAAAGAAAUUAUUCAAACAUUAAAAACAAAAGGUGCGUGUUUAACUGGAUUUGCUGCUGAAAGAGGAAUUUCUGAAGAACAAGAACAACUUCAAUUAAUGUUAGCUGAAUUUUUACAUAAAGAAGCUGCUAUUGUUGUGCCAAUGGGAUUUGCUACUAACUCUACAUUAAUUCCAAUUUUAGUUGGAAAAGGAGAUGUAGUUUUUUCUGAUGCUUUAAAUCAUUCAUCUAUAAUUACUGGGAUGAGAUCUUCUAAUGCUGAAGUUAAAGUAUUUAAACAUAAUGAUAUUUUAGAUUUAAAAACUAAAUUAGAAGAUUUAAAAAUUCAUGGAAUGAAGAAUGGACAACAACCAAAGAAAGUUAUGGUUGUUGUUGAAGGUUUAUAUUCAAUGGAAGGUGAGUUUUGUCCUUUAAAAGAAAUUAUUGCAUUAAAGAAAGCUUAUGGAUUCUAUUUAUAUGUUGAUGAAGCACAUUCUAUUGGUGCAUUAGGUUCUACGGGAAGAGGUAUUGUUGAACAUCUUGGAUGCAGUUUUGAUGAUGUAGAUAUUUUAAUGGGUACUUUCUCAAAAUCAUUUGGUUCUGCAGGUGGGUAUAUUGCUUCAGAUAAAAAUACUAUUUCAAUGUUAAGAUCUAAUUGUUAUUCUUAUGUAUAUGGAUCUCCAAUGUCACCAGUUGAAGCACAACAAAUUAUUUCAUGUUUAGAAAUGAUGAAAACAGAAGAAGGACAAAAAAGAAUUGCACAAUUAAGAAAAUCUUCAAUUAAUUUUAGAAGGAGACUUAUUGAAGCAGGAUGUCAUGUUCUUGGUGAUACUGACUCACCAGUUAUUCCAGUUAUGUUAUACCAUACAGGAAAAAUUAAAGACAUUUGUCGUAUUUGUUUAAAAGGAGGAGUUGCUGUUGUUGGAGUAGGAUUUCCAGCAUGUACUCCAACAUCAUGUCGUGUAAGAUUUUGUAUUUCUGCAGCACAUACUGAUGAAGAUAUAGAAAAAGCAUAUAAUGUGAUGAUUAAUGGAAUGAAAGAAAUAGGAUGUAUUUUUGGAAAUACGCCUCAACCAAAUGUUAUUUAUCAUCCACCAAAAGUUGAUUUAUCUGAACUUGAAGCAUUACCAAAAGAACCUAGAAAAAUGUCUUUACUAAGUGAAAAUUCUGAUAAUAGAAAAGUAACACAAGAAGUAAUAAGACCAAUUGGUAUUGAAUUAAGUUCAUAUGAUAUUCAUGGAUUUAAUCAAGACACAGAAAGAACAGAAGAAUUAAUUAAUGUUAUUAACAACUUUGGAUGUGGGUCUUGUGGUCCAAGAGCAUUUUAUGGAACUACAACAGAACAUUUAGAUGUAGAGAAAGAAUUAAUGAAAUAUUUUGGAACUACAGAUGCAUUAGUUUAUAGUUAUGGAAAUAAUACAUUAACAUCAGUAAUUCCAGUGUAUGGUAAAAAGGGAGAUUUCAUAUUAGUUGAUGAAUUUUGUAAUUAUCCAAUCCAAUUAGGAUGUAGAUUAUCACGUGCUACAACUAUAAAAUAUAACCAUAAUGAUAUGAAAGAUCUUCAAGAAAAAUUAAACGAAUAUAAACAAAAGAUUGUUUAUCCUAAUAAAAUUAUUAUUAUAACUGAGGGUGUUUUUCAACAUGACCUCUCUAUUGCUCCAUUAAAUAGUAUUGUUUCUUUAAGAUGUAAAAAUGUAUUACUAAUUGUUGAUGACUCUCUUGGUAUAGGAGCUCUUGGUGCAAAUUUGAAAGGAACACUAGAACACCUUGGACUAACUGUUAAUGAUGUUGAUGUUCUUUGUGGUUCUAUGGAAUUUGUGUGUGACACUGUUGGUGGUUUUGUAGUUGGACAUUAUGAUAUGAUUGAAAGACAACGACUUCUUGGUGCUGGAUUCAUUUUUUCUGCCUCAGCUCCUCCUUUCACUUGUCGUGCUGGUAAAAUUGCAUUUGAACGAUUUGCUACUAAGGGAGUUGAUAUGGGAAUUGAGUUAAGAGAAAGAAGAAAUAAAUUUAAUCAAAUGAUGAAAGAACAGGUGAAAAAUGUAGAAAUGAUUGGUGAUGAGUCUCUUCCAUUUGUUUUAUUGAACUACAAAGACAAUCAACAAUUAAUUGAUAUACUAAAAGAAAAAGGAUAUCACAGUGUUCUUCAGCAUCAUUUAGAUGAAGAUUGGUGUCAAAACAAAUUCGUGCGUUUGUGUAUUGGAAAUCAAUUAACAGAAGCCAAAAUGGCUGAUAUCAUUACAGCUUUUGCUAAAUUAAAUUAA
Molecule: messenger RNA, 2649 nt
Organism: Entamoeba dispar SAW760
Lineage: Eukaryota; Evosea; Mastigamoebida; Endamoebidae
Product: serine palmitoyltransferase, putative
Exons: 1
Coding region: 1-2649 (882 amino acids)
Biological process (GO): ceramide biosynthetic process; sphingosine biosynthetic process
Cellular component (GO): serine palmitoyltransferase complex
Molecular function (GO): pyridoxal phosphate binding; serine C-palmitoyltransferase activity
Source: RefSeq, a predicted model, not a curated record